GGAUCAUCUGCGGCGACAUAAGAGGACUCGCACUGGGAGGGAGUCCUGUCAGUGCCUGGAAUGUGGGAAAAGCUUCCCUGGCAGUGGAUGCUUACAUUUACGUCAAAGGAUGCACUCAGGGGAGGAACCGUGCCUAUGCCUGGAGUGUGGGCAGAGCUUCACUCAGGAGAGACAUCGACAUACACAUCAAAGGACUCACACUGGGGGGAAACCUUACAAAUGCCUGGAGUGCGUGCAGAGCUUCACUCAGAGUUCGGAUCUACGUUUACAUCAAAGGACGCACACUGGAGAGAAACCCUACACUUGCCUAGAAUGUGGAAAGAGCUUCAUUCAGAGUGGACAUCUACAUAGGCAUCAAAGGAUCCACACUGGGGAGAAACCCUACAAAUGCCUGGAGUGUGGAAAGAGCUUUGCUCGGAGUGACGAUCUAGGUUCACAUCAAAGGACCCAUUCUGGCGUGAAGCCCUAUACGUGCCUGGAGUGUGGCAGGAGUUUCACUCACAGUUCAAGUCUACGUUCACAUCAAAGGACUCACACUGGGCAAAAGCCUUGCGAAUGCCUUGAGUGUGGAAAGAGCUUCACCGAGAGUGGAAGUCUGCGUUCACAUCAAAGGACUCACACUGGGGAGAAACCCUAUACGUGCCUGGAGUGUGGACAGAGUUUCACUCAUAAUUCUGGUUUAUGGGCACAUGAAAGGACUCACACUGGGGAGAAACCCUAUACAUGCCUGGAGUGUGGAAAGAGAUUCAAUCACAGCGGAAGUCUACGUAAACAUCAGAGGAUUCACACUGGAGAGAAACCCUACACAUGCCCCGAGUGUGGGCAGAGCUUCACUCAGAGUUCCCAUCUGCGUUCACAUCAAAGGACUCACACUGGGGAGAAACCCUAUACGUGCCUGGAGUGUGGACAGAGCUUCAUUCGUAGUUCACAUUUACAUUCACAUCAAGGAACUCACUGGGGAUAAGCCUUAUAAACACAUGCCUUUUAGAGCCAUUGAGCCUUGGCAGGAGUUGGGGAUUUCAUGACCAGGGUGGAAGAGGGAUCCUUGGGGGAGGAGGAGGGAAUGGUCUUAGCUGAAUUGUGGGAUUUUGUGGAUUGUUGUGUCAUCAUGGUUGUUUUGUUCUUCUGGCUGAAGGAUUUUAAUCUUUGUUUUCUGUUUGUGGAGAAAGGUGGGAUAGAAAUAUCCUAAAUAAAUGUCUUGUGGAAAGAAACAUAGAAUUCAGAUUGAAGGGAACCGUCUGAAUUUGACCCCAGAAGGACUCUCCAACAAAGUUUUUAUGUUGGUAAAGCUUUUUAGGCAUGCAUCAUCCUUUCGCAACAAUGUAAUUCUGUUUAACUAGGAAACCAGAGGUUAAAACAACCAAGUAUAUGGAAUAUAAUAUAAUAUAAUACAAUAUAAUAUAAUAUAAUACAAUAAUAUUAUAUACACUCAACUCCACCACUCCUUUCCACCAAAUACCAAGGAAGCUGCCGGGACCUUGAACCAGUGCCUGGCAGCUGGAUGAGAGCUAACAGGUUGAAGCUUAAUCCAGGCAAGACAGCGGUCCUCCUGGUGAGUGGUGGGGCUGACUGGGGCAUGGGUUGGCAAUCUGUGCUUGGCGGGGCAACACUCCCCCUGAGGGUGCAGAUCCGUCGCUUGGGGUCCUCCUGGACUCAAUGCUGUCUCUUGAUGCUCAGGUGCCAGCGGUGGCCAGGAGGACCUCUGCACAGCUUAAACUUGUGCGCCAGCUGCAAUCAUACCUUGUGAAGUUUGACUUGGCCAGGGUGGUCCAUGCCUUGGUUACAUCCAGAUUGGACUACUGCAGUGCAUUCUACGUGGGGCUGCCCUGGAAGAUGGCCCACCUAUCUUCGUGAUCGCAUCUCCCUCUAUGAACCAGCGUGAACUCUUAAGAUCUACCAGGGAGGCCCUCUUCUCGUUGCCACCACCAUCAUCAGUGCGGUUGUUGGAGAUGAGGGAGAGGGUCUUCUCGGUGGUAGCCCCCCUCCUCUGGAACGCUCUCCCCAGGGAAAUAAGACAGGCCCCACCCCUCUCCUCUUUUCGUAAGAGCUUGAAGACUUGGUGGUUUCACCAGGCCUUCGAGAACGAUGAGCACAAGCUCCAGCCCUCUGCCCACUACUUAGGAUCUGGUCCUUCACCCCUACCUAUUACCCUGGUCAGUUCCUUAAUUGGCUCAGGAAAUGAGCAUCGGC
Messenger RNA from Anolis sagrei ordinatus, 2190 nucleotides. NCBI's taxonomy places the organism in Eukaryota, Metazoa, Chordata, Lepidosauria, Squamata, Anolidae. The record is from RefSeq and is a predicted model, not a curated record.